AUGGGCCUUUCCCAGAAGACGAUUGCCAGCUUCACAUCGGCUUCAGGAUUCCAGUUCUGGCUCUGGAGGAUUUGGCGGCUCCGGCUCCAGCGGCUGGGGAUCGGGAUCUGGCUCGUAUGGUGGCAGCUGGCACCAUUCUGGCUCCUUUGGAUCUGCCUGGAGCUGAUUUCACCAAGGGUUGCAAUGACCUUGAAUGUGCAUCAAGUUGCUUGUUCCUAUGUCAUGCAGGGCUACGGUCAUUCUGGCUCCUAUCGAAGCUACCACCACUCUGGCUCCUUUGGAUCUGGCUAUGGCCAUUCUUAUGGAUCCAGCUACCAUUCCUCUGGAUAUGGCCUUCCUGGCGGAGAUUCCAGCUCUUGGACACCCUCAAGCUCCCACCAUGUCAUUGUCGGAGGAGACGAGAGCUCUUGGGCACCAUCAAGCUCUAGCAGUGUCAUCGUCGGAGGAGACGAGAGCUCUUGGGCACCAUCAAGCUCCAGUGCCAUUGUUGGCGGAGAUUCAAGCUCUUGGGCACCCUCAAGCUCCCAUCAUGUCAUUGUCGGAGGAGACGAGAGCUCUUGGGCACCAUCAAGCUCCAGUGUCAUUGUCGGAGGAGACGAGAGCUCUUGGGCACCAUCAAGCUCCAGCAGUGCCAUUGUUGGGGGAGAUUCGAGCUCUUGGGCACCGACAUCGCACACUGUGGUCGGAAGAUCAGAGACGGGUACUACCGAUCGCGGCAGCUCUGGCCACGAGUUCAGCAGCUACGGCGGCGGCCGUUACGGAGGGUAUGGUGGCCACCAUUACACAACACAUAGCUACAGCAGCCCAGGCUAUGGCUACAGCCACCGUAGCUAUGGCCACUAUGGCAGCCAUGGCUACGGUAGCCACAGCUAUGGCAGCUACGGCAGCGGUGGCGGCAGCUACAGCAGCGGAGGCGGCAGCUACAGCAGCGGUGGUGGCAGCUACAGCAGCGGCGGUGGCUACAGCAGCGGCGGUGGCUACAGCAGCGGUGGCGGCAGCUACAGCAGCGGCGGUGGCAGCUACAGCAGCGGCGGUGGCAGCUACAGCAGCGGCGGUGGGAGUGGCAUCUCAGGUGGUGUGUCGGAUGAGAAUGGAAUCACCUCAUGCGGCAGUGGAACUGUGCACCAAUGCCCAGCUGACUGGAAGACACCGGGCAACGCGGGUGGCUACCACUGUCUGCACAAGUUGGCAAGGCAGACCUCUGAGACUGCCUACCAGAAGUCUGGUGGUGCUUGCCGCCCUGCUGGUCAUGGACCUUUCCCCCAGAGCGAUUGCCAAGUUCAAUGCCGCAUUGGUGGCCACUCGCGGCUGUUGGUUCAACCCCAAACUGAAGGGAGUGUCUGGAAGAUGAAGAAGAAGCUUUCUGAGACAAAGCUUUCGAAGAAGGUGAAGAAGUCGAAAGGGAAAAAGCUGUAG
Durusdinium trenchii is the source of this 1416-nucleotide messenger RNA. The record is from the annotation of a GenBank genome assembly. NCBI's taxonomy places the organism in Eukaryota, Dinophyceae, Suessiales, Symbiodiniaceae.